UGAGAGAGAGUUAGAGAAAGAGAGCGAGGGAAGAAUGAUCGGUGGGAUUGUCUGGAUAUAAGACAUUGUUCUCUAAGCAGUAUAAGACAUUGUUCUCUAAACGAGUUGAAGGAGAAGCAGAAGGCACCCUCAAAAUGAGCAGAACAACAUUUUUUGAGGUGGAGAUUCUGGAUGCUAAAACAAAAAGACAGUUUUGCUUUUUGGACAAGGUUGAACCUCAGUCAACCAUUGCUGACAUUAAAGCACUGUUCCACAAGUCAUAUCCACAGUGGUAUCCAGCAAGACAAGCCCUGAAACUACAUCCCAUGGGAAACCAGCUUAAAGAUGAUGAAGUUUUACAGAAUCUCCCAGUUGGAACCACAGCAGUUUUGUAUUUUAGAGACCUGGGUCCACAGUUAGGCUGGACAAUGGUGUUUAUGUCAGAGUAUGCAGGACCUCUCUUAAUAUACCUCCUCUUCUACUUCCGGCUUCCCCACAUCUAUGCCCAUAAAUAUGCCUUCAGCACCAGCCCCCAUCCUGUGGUCAGCCUGGCUUGUGCUUGUCAUACUUUCCACUACAUCAAGAGGCUGGUGGAGACAAUAUUCGUGCACCGAUUCUCCCAUGGCACAAUGCCUCUAAAAACCAUUAUAAGGAACUGUGUUUAUUACUGGGGUUUUUCUGCAUGGCUGGCUUAUUACAUCAACCACCCACUCUACACCCCACCAUCAUUUGGUGAGAGACAGGUCAACUAUGCAAUAAUUAUCUUUGCAUUGUGUGAGGCAGGUAAUUUCUCUAUUCACUGGUCACUUAGCAGCUUAAAAGGAGGAGUAGGAGCUAAGUGCCGACGGUUCCCUCACCCAUCUAAAAACCCUUUUACCUGGCUCUUCUUCUUCGUGUCCUGUCCUAACUACACAUACGAGGUAGGAGUCUGGGUAGGCUUUUCCAUCAUGACUCAGUGUGUUCCAGUUGUUCUCUUCACACUGAUAGGAUUUGUUCAGAUGACGAUAUGGGCUAAGGGGAAACACAGGGCCUACACCAGGGAGUUUAAGGAUUACCCCACCUUCCGCAUGCCCAUCCUUCCUUUUGUGCUCUGACAGUGAACACUAAUUGCUCUUCAGGAUGCCUCUUUCUUCUGAGAUUAAAACAGUACCCAGUGCACCCUGUGGCAACAUGGCAGUCCCAGUCCUGGGUAGAGUUUCAGGACUACCCAGCUGCAAUGAUGCAGACUCUCAUGAUCUUCCUCUGGGGAACUCCAUGGAAACUAAAAGAACUUUAUGCCUCGUGUGAAGAACAUGUAUAAAACAUGUAUAAAAUGGAGCAGAGAGAACCAGAGGGACUGUGACUACCAGGAGCCAUAAGAGCCCAGAAGCAAAUAUUAACUAAAUAUUUUCUGAAAAUAUUAACAUCUAUAUAGAUAAAGAGAGAGCUUAAGUAAUAACUAGGGACUGUAGAAACAAUGUGAGAUAAAUUAAGAAAUGUUAAUGGUUUCUGGGUGUCUGAGGUAUUUUGUGUUUAGUUCUAUGGCUUCUGUGGCCUUGGAAUACCGGUAUUUUACAGUAGGUGCGUG
Electrophorus electricus (electric eel) is the source of this 1546-nucleotide messenger RNA. RefSeq names its product trans-2,3-enoyl-CoA reductase-like 2a (gene tecrl2a). Gene Ontology annotation, biological process: very long-chain fatty acid biosynthetic process. Gene Ontology annotation, molecular function: oxidoreductase activity, acting on the CH-CH group of donors. NCBI's taxonomy places the organism in Eukaryota, Metazoa, Chordata, Actinopteri, Gymnotiformes, Gymnotidae. The record is from RefSeq and is a predicted model, not a curated record.